This is a messenger RNA of Episyrphus balteatus (marmalade hoverfly), 1557 nucleotides long. RefSeq lists its product as uncharacterized. The coding region runs from base 497 to 1345 and encodes 282 amino acids. The record is from RefSeq and is a predicted model, not a curated record. Gene Ontology annotation, biological process: phospholipid metabolic process; arachidonate secretion. NCBI's taxonomy places the organism in Eukaryota, Metazoa, Arthropoda, Insecta, Diptera, Syrphidae. The transcript is spliced from 8 exons.
CCAUCGACUUGCUCCAUCAUCGUCGUCGUGGUGGAAUCUCAGGUGUGCUUGGCUUGCCUUUGCUUACCUCCGACGAUUGUGCAGCCCACUUUAGUAGUCGCCGGUAAACCGACUAGUUUGGAUCGAAAUAUAGAUUCAUCGAACAGAAUCGAGCACCGCAGUGUGUGAAAUUUCGAAUUUAAAUCCCAACAAUAAAUCGCGUAUCGUUUGAGCGCGCGUACUCGCUUUCUAUUAUCGAUAAAUGAUUUCUCAAUAAAAUUCAAGUUGUUGUUUUAAGGUAGUGUGUUUGUGUGUGUUUAAGUCAAGAUUUGACCGAAUUUUAUGUAAACAAAAGUUCAGAAACGAUAAUAAUUUAAAGAUGUGUCCUUUUGGAAUUUAGUAAUUUCAAACUUAGCUGCACUGGAAAAGUUGUGUUCAAUGAAGUUAUUAACUUAACUCAAUAUUCAACCAAACAUCACGUUUGCAAAGAAUUCACAAUUAUUAAUCAUCUUCAAAAAUGAUGGUGCUAUGUUUAACAAGUCGCGUUCAACUUGCAAUUAUUGUUGCGAGUGCAAUUCUUGGAUUUCUAACAACAACCUUUGCCAAACCGUUAAGCUUUAAUCUUCCACAAGUACAUUUUCCAUCAUUUACUUCGAUAACACAACAAAUAAUUGAGAAAAGAAGUCUGAGGCAGAUGAAAACUUACAGUGGGAACCGGAUCAGUAACGAUUCACUGGUUAUGAUUUACUAUCAUGAUUCUACGAUAGCAGUUGUUGAAUUGGGACCACAAAAGCUCUUGCUUAACUGUGAACUCAUCGAAAUAUAUAGCGACAAUGAAGGAAAAAUUCUUCUUGAAAACCUAUCCAAACUGAACAGACCUUUGGAAAUCAAUUUCAAAGAAAUGCUCAAAUUGAUGAAUCAAUGUGAGCAAGUUGAUAAGCUUUUGUACAAGAGUAGAAAAGGUAAAGGAGAACAAGUUACCACAACAGCUCCACCGAAUUUAUUCCAGAAAACUCCAUCGAUAUUUAGUGGCAUUAUUCCAGGUACAAAAUGGUGCGGUACAGGUGACAUAGCAGAGACUUAUAGUGAUCUUGGAACAGAAUCUACCAUGGAUCGCUGUUGUCGAGCACACGAUUUGUGUCCAGUGAAAAUUAGAGCAUAUCAGACGAGAUAUGAUCUAAGCAAUGAAUCGUUAUACACAAAAUCCCACUGCAUCUGUGAUGAUAUGCUAUUUUCAUGUCUUAAAAAGACAAACACUUCUGCGUCACAAUUUAUGGGAUCAAUCUAUUUUAAUUUAGUUCAAGUACCUUGUUUAACUGAUGGACCUGGAGGCUUUCAGUAUCGAGCGGCCAAGGAGGGAUUUUAAGCAAAGCAACGAAUCUCUUUUAAAAUUUAAUAAAAAAAAUAGUGAUUUUAUAUAAUUAUUGUUGUAAAUUUUUUGUUAAUUAACAAAAUUAAUAAUAAGGUUGUGUAUAUUAAGAAAAAUUUUUUUUAUACAUAUUUGUAUUUUGUUUUUUGAUUGGCUCAAAUUAAUUAUUAAUUUAGAUGGUUAGAAAAAUAAAUUUAAAAACAAAUAAA